AAGUAGACGUUCAAAACAAACCUGGCUAACAAUCCAAAAACAAAAUAACCAGACAUUGGUGCAUCGUUCUGCUACGUUCUAAAUCAUGGUGUCGUAGUGAAGCCUGGAGAUUAUUUUUUUUAUCAUGAAUCUUAGAGGACUGUUCCAGGAUUUUAAUCCCAGCAAAUUCCUCAUAUAUGCCUCCCUUUUGCUGUUCUCCAUCCUGCUAGCUCUGAAGCUGGAUGGAGUUCUCCAGUGGAGUUAUUGGGCGGUUUUCACACCCAUCUGGCUCUGGAAGCUCAUGGUUGUCAUCGGAGCCUCAGUUGGGACAGGAGUUUGGGCCAGUAACCCUCGCUACAGAGCCGAGGGUGAGACACAUGUGGAAUUUAAAGCCAUGUUGAUCGCAGUGACCAUUCACAUUCUGCUGCUGAUGUUUGAAGUACUGGUGUGUGACAGAAUCGAGAGGGGAUCCUACUUCUGGCUUCUCGUAUUCAUGCCCCUCUUCUUCGCUUCUCCUCUGUCAGUGGCUGCAUGUGUGUGGGGCUUCCGCCAUGACCGUUCACUGGAGUUGGAGAUAAUGUGCUCGGUCAACAUUCUCCAGUUUAUUUUUAUUGCCUUACGACUAGACAAAAUCAUCAGCUGGGACUGGCUGGUGGUGUGUGUGCCUCUGUGGAUCCUCAUGUCUUUCCUGUGUCUGGUUGUGCUCUACUAUAUCAUUUGGUCCAUGCUCUUUCUGCGCUCUGUGGACAUCAUCGCAGAGCAGCGUCGCACUUACGUCACAAUGGCUGUGAGCUGGAUAAGCAUUGUGGUUCCGCUCCUAAUCUUUGAGAUCUUGCUGGUUCAUAAACUAGACGGACAUAACAAGUUAAGUUAUGUCUCUGUCUUUGUGCCUUUAUGGGUCUCAUUGGUCACUCUCAUGGCCAGUACUUUUGGGCAGAAAGGCGGGAAUCACUGGUGGUUUGGCAUCCGCAAAGACUUCUGCCAUUUCCUUCUGGAGCUCUUCCCUCUACUGCGAGAGUAUGGCAACAUCUCCUACAACCUGCAGCAUGAUGACUCUGACACCUUAGAGGAGACACGUGCUGUCUCAGAACCUUUAAAAGUUGCCCCUAUGUUCUUCCACAAAGGAGUAGAAAUCAUGCCAUUCCCUGGGAAAUACUUUGAUCCUCCUCCUAAACUGUCUAUAGACAUACCUGACUGAAGGCCUGCAGUCUUUACAAGACGUUCUAGGAGAAGGCCUGGAACCAAUAGUUGCUUUGUUGCUUGUCUUUUUUUUUUUUAACUAUUAUUAUUCAGGUAUACUUGAGAUGUCAAGGAUAAAGUGGGAAAUGAUAAAGAGCUGGUAUCGUUAUUCGAGUCGAUUCUGCUGCAUAGUGGAAAUUCAGAAUAGCUUAUAGUGUGAUAUAAUAUUCCAUAAUGCACUUUUCUUUUGUCCAAAAUAAACUCAGGCAAUUUUAAAUUAUUAAACUGUUAAAUCAAGAUUCCCAUACUACUUUCAGCACAGGUCGGCUGAUUGAGAGCCUACAGCUGGUAUUGUUUUUAUUGUCUAUUUCCUAAGUGGAAUUUCUGUAUUCUGUACAUUUGUUAUUUUGAAUUUUAUACACGGAACUGUAUUUGCUUAAGAAUUACAAUGGACAUAUUAUGAGGUCUUGGAUUUACACCUACUGCUAUUUCCUAACAUGAGAAUUUGUUUAUAUGUAUUCAACUCCUUUUUCCACCUUUCUGGGGUUAGUAUGUUAAAAUGAGGCUAACCUGAGACAAAUACAGUAUUUCAUGAAACUGUAAACUCUUAGCAAAUAAUUUAUGCAGCAGCUGUGAAAGCACUUGAUAUUAUAGAGAGCACUCUAACUGAUACUUACUUUCAUUUGGUUUGAGCAUAUAUACAGCACCGACUGGUGACACUAAAAAAAGGAGAAAAAUUAUACCCCCAAUAUACUGCCUCCUCCUAACUCUGCUACUCUCUUAACUCGACCAUCUUGGACUAGACAUUUCUAAUGAUCGUUUAUCAUUAAACCAAACAAUGAAAAGAUGUUUGGUAAUGUAAGAAGCUAUGCAUGUGCAUUUUAAUAUUGUUGCAUGUAACUGUACAAUCUUCAAUUUCUGUAAUUAACCUUCGUUUGAGAGUAAGAAGUA
Tachysurus vachellii is the source of this 2109-nucleotide messenger RNA. RefSeq names its product transmembrane protein 185A-like. NCBI's taxonomy places the organism in Eukaryota, Metazoa, Chordata, Actinopteri, Siluriformes, Bagridae. The record is from RefSeq and is a predicted model, not a curated record. The coding region runs from base 125 to 1177 and encodes 350 amino acids. The transcript has 7 exons.